UCCGCCUUUCCGUAGUAGUUUGAACAUGAACCCUACCUCAACACUUUACCAUAAAUAGUCUUCUGAACAUUGCAAGUCCGAUUCUCGAGGGAAGACUCUUCAAAUUUAUAUCUAAUCCUUUUCAGCAAAUUAAAGGGAAAGGGGUAGAGUGAGCUUGCCUGCAAAUCAAAUUCAUACAGCAUACCUUUAGAUACAAACAGUUCCAAUUUCUUUUGUCCGGAUGCCACAUGGUGUAAUAUUCACAGGGAUGCAAAAUCCAAAAGGGUCUGCUUGCUGUAGACUAGGGCCAAAACAACGCAAACCCCCAGUGUAAUAAUUGCACUCUGACUCUGAGCACUGUACUCAAGUGCGACGGAGGCAAAGAAGAAAAAAAACUACAAACACCUAACAAUACACACAAAAACGUAUGCAAACGAGCGAGCACCAACUGAUGUGUGUGGUGAUGUCAUAGCUCCACUGACCAAUGAGAAGAAGGCUUCCUGUGAUUGGCUAGAACCUACUGAUUGGCAGACUUGACACAGAACAUGAUUUCAGUAUUGUGUUGACCUCUUUUCCAUUGCGAGUACGGCUAUAAAUAUGCUGCUAUCACCAUCCUUGAUUAUAAUUUGCGAGGAUAUCAUUUUGUCACGUUGAUUUUAAUUACCGAAAGGUAACGAAAUCUCAAUCGCAGAUUAGAAACUUAUAAUUUUUUCGACUGCCACAACUACCAUUCGCAGACCGAAAACUUAAAGAGAUCUUCUGCGAUUUUACGUGGAAAGUUCGGAUUCAUUUCGCAACAAGUAUUUUGGGAUUGCGCUGGAGCAGCCGACACAAGCGGAAGGCCGCUACCAUUUCUCUAUUAAAGGCUAAGAAUCCAGGAAAAGUUUCAUCAUGAUUGUGAUGGUGUCGGCGGUAGGUACUGCCCUCUGCGCAGUCUACUAUCUCAAAGAACGUUAUGACUAUCAGGUUCGAAAGCUACCACCUGGGCCAACUUCAAUACCUUUCAUCGGUGAUGUCCUGAGCAUUAAUCCAAAGUCACCGCACCUUUCGCUCAGUGAGCUGGCAAAGACCUACGGGGAUAUCUUCAGCAUUAAGCUAGGUUCAGAACGUGUUGUCAUCCUCAAUAACGCAGAACUGAUCAAGACGGCGUACAGAGGCGUUGACAUUUCCCACAGACCGGAUCUCUUUUGCAUGGACGUUUUGGCGGGAGGGAAGGGCUUCCUCACGUGUAAAGAUGAAGUCCAGAGACAGUUGCACAUGAAGAUCUGCCGCCAGGCGAUGCGGGUCGUGAACAACUCUGACAUGGGGGACAAGAUUCUCCAGGAAGCCAACGAUCUUGUGAACCACUUCGCGGCACAGAACGAGAAGCCGUUCGAUCCGCAGUGCGAUCUCCACAUAGCCUCACUUAACAUUCUCUGUAACUUUGUCUUUGGGGAGCGCUACGAGCACAAUCACCCCGAAAUGAGGGAGAUUCUAGACUUUUCGGCCGAGAUUUCCAAGCUGCUUUCCCCCAUGCACCCAGUCAAUGCCAUGCCUUGGUUGAGGCACUUCCCAAACAAAUGGUUCGCCAGCCUCUUCAAGGCUCGCGACCAGAGGGACAGAAUUCUCAUGAAGAAGUAUGUGGAGCAUGUUGUAACGUACAAAGCAGGAAAGAUUAGAGACAUGCUGGAUGGACUUCUUGCAGAAACAACGGAAGCAGUUGCAGAAAACAACAAACAAGCGGUUGCUCUUCUCACACCAGAGCACAUUAUCAUCAACAUGUGGCUUAUCUUCUUUGCUGGAUCUGACACUGUCACAAACACACUCCAGUGGAGUCUCCUCUACAUGGCUGUGUUCCCCAAGAAGCAAGCAAAGGCACAGGAGGAAUUGGAGAGAGUCAUCGGCCAAUCAAAACGACUCUCGCUUGAACACAAAUCACAGCUUCCAUAUCUCCAAGCAGUCAUCAAUGAAGUUCUUAGGUACAGUUCACUCACCAUCCUUGGUGUUCCGCAUGCAGCAGCACGAGAUACUGAGAUCAAUGGAUACUUCAUCCCAAAAGGAACAUCUGUCAUGGCAAACUUCUGGUCAGUACACCACAAUGGAGAAGCAUGGGACCAACCCGAGGAGUUCCUUCCAGAGCGCUUCCUCAACGACCAAGGUACGCUGAAAGAACCAUCCCAGAUCCCACACUUCAUGCCAUUCUCCGUCGGCAAGAGGCGUUGCUUGGGCGACAAAGUGGCCAAGGCAGAACUCUUCCUCAUGCUGGGGCGACUCCUGCAGGAGUUCUUCUUCGAGAUGCCUCAGGACGUCGAGGCAGAUCUCCAAGGAGAGGCUGCAGUGUCGCUGAUCCCGAAACCCUACAAGAUCGUUGCAAAGAAGCGCCACAUCCUCCAGCCUGAGACAAUAUAAAAGAAUCAUUCUGCAGCAGUCCCAGGAUGUCGAGGCCAAUCUCUGAGGAAAGACCAGUGUCCUUGAUCAUGAAAACCUACAAGAUCGUCGGAAAGAAGAGCCACAUCCUCCAGCCUGAGACAAUAUAAAAGAACCAUUCUGCAGCUGCAAGAUAGGGAAUUCUUUCUCAUUUGAGACCAUCCACACAAAAUGAAAUGGACAGUAAAGAGAGAUCUGCUAUGAACUCCAAUGACAAUCGACCAGGAUUUUAAUUAAAGCAAAACAAAGCAGAGAGGUAUCUGAGGAGAGCUGAUGCCCUUAGCAUCUCUAAAAGAAUAUAACUUGAAACUGAUUAGAGAGAAAUUUAAUUCUUAAAAUCACAGACCAUCACCACCUCGAAAGAGUGGAAUGGGAAUAUCAUAAUACUUUGUACUUGCAGCCAUUCUUGUUUCCUUACGAGAUGAAUAACGAUUUGAUUGGAAAGCGAAAUGAAGUUGAUCUUUUUAGAAAACAAAAUGAAAAGAAAGGUUGUAAUGAAAGCACAAAUAUUCUAUGCAUUCAAAUAUCUACACCUUGUUAUUACAGCAAACAUACUGCUGUUUUUAGUUUGAAAAUGUUGAAUUCGGCUAAUAUCAUAUUUUAAUCACAGAUAUGAAUUUAGAAUAAUUAUAUGAUCACUCACAAACAGCU
Molecule: messenger RNA, 3036 nt
Organism: Lytechinus variegatus (green sea urchin)
Lineage: Eukaryota; Metazoa; Echinodermata; Echinoidea; Temnopleuroida; Toxopneustidae
Product: cytochrome P450 1A1-like
Exons: 5
Coding region: 871-2367 (498 amino acids)
Biological process (GO): hormone biosynthetic process; progesterone metabolic process
Molecular function (GO): steroid 17-alpha-monooxygenase activity; heme binding; iron ion binding
Source: RefSeq, a predicted model, not a curated record